Trypanosoma theileri is the source of this 1029-nucleotide messenger RNA. RefSeq names its product ADP/ATP translocase. Gene Ontology annotation, biological process: nucleotide transport; folate import into mitochondrion. Lineage: Eukaryota; Euglenozoa; Kinetoplastea; Trypanosomatida; Trypanosomatidae. The transcript has a single exon. Gene Ontology annotation, molecular function: FAD transmembrane transporter activity; folic acid transmembrane transporter activity. Bases 1 to 1029 code for a protein of 342 amino acids. The record is from RefSeq and is a predicted model, not a curated record.
AUGUCAGAGAAGCAAACUGUGGCGGUGGACCUUCCACCUCAUCAGCCGGAUGAUCCGGAUUACUAUUUGGAAGAGGUUGCCCAACAGAAUGCCGGUUCUGAUUCCCUCAGUAUUCCGGUAAGUCUCGGUAUCAAUAUGGCUUUUCUUAUUACCAUGAAUACUUUACAAGCCCCAGUUAAUCGCGUGUUUCUACUGCAGUGUGUGGAGGGAAAACUUAUUCAGAAUGGACGACUCCCACGUGAGGGUUUCGGUGGUAUUCGUGGAUGUGUUUAUUAUAUUGUUAGAAAAGAAGGAUUCUUGGGUCUGUUUCGUGGUUGUCUUACAGAUAUGAUUUAUUCCUCCAUCUCGUAUGUUGCUCAGGUGUUGGUCGCCACUGGAAUUUCACAAAUACAACGACGAUUGGUACUUAUCUCUUGGCCUGCCGCAUUAAUGUGGGGAUUUGCCGCACCUGGAUUACGACUUUUAAUUACCGCACCCAUUGUGGAGUAUAAAAACACCGUUAUGUGUAACUACGUUGCGGAUAUUGUAGCACCUAAUGAAUCUGAAACCAUAUCAGAGGGAGAGGUGGAAGAGGCAUACCUCUACAGUUCUGCACGGGAAGCCGCAACAGCAGUAAAGAGUCGUUUUGGAUGGAAAGGACUUCACUUUAACGGUGUAGAUGUUGAUAUCGCUUCUGUAUAUGUACAGAGUCUUACCACACAAUUGUUGGGUAUAUUUGUAGUUCCAAGUGUAAUACGUAUUUUUCAACAACACAUUACACAACCUGGAAAACAAGUUGCUGCUGUUAUCACUAUGGGACUUGGCGUGAGACUUCUUUGUGGUGUUAUCUUCCAACCCUUUCAAGUUAUACGUGCACGGAUGGGACUUCUCUCUACAAAAGAAGUACAGAAACGCAAGAAAAAUCCCUGGUUUUGGCAUCACGCCAAAGAGAUUGUACGGCAAGAUGGUGUCACUGCAUUAUGGUCGGGAUUACGUUUACGUUUCUUGAGGGAUAUGGGUGGCGUUCUUUUUGAUGCCGUUUUUCUGUGA